Molecule: messenger RNA, 1573 nt
Organism: Trematomus bernacchii (emerald rockcod)
Lineage: Eukaryota; Metazoa; Chordata; Actinopteri; Perciformes; Nototheniidae
Product: transcription factor IIIB 90 kDa subunit-like
Biological process (GO): DNA-templated transcription initiation; transcription preinitiation complex assembly; transcription by RNA polymerase III
Cellular component (GO): transcription factor TFIIIB complex; transcription preinitiation complex; nucleus
Molecular function (GO): TBP-class protein binding; RNA polymerase III type 3 promoter sequence-specific DNA binding; RNA polymerase III general transcription initiation factor activity
Source: RefSeq, a predicted model, not a curated record
GUUGACCUCUGACCUCACCAUGAGGGUCUGCAGGAGCUGUGGGGGGGGGGACAUCGACGUGGACCAGGCCCGAGGCAGCGCUGUCUGCACCAGCUGUGGGUCUGUCCUCGAGGACAACAUCAUCGUCUCCGAGGUCCAGUUCGUAGAGGGGUCGGGGGGCGUGUCCUCUGCAGUGGGACAGUUUGUCUCCGCUGACGGUCCAGUGAAGGCGCCGCUGCUUGGUUCUGGUUUUCAUACGAGUGUUGGUAAAGAAUCCAGAGCGCAGACCCUGCAGGCUGGGAAGCGUCAGAUCCAGCAGCUGGGCAGUCAGCUGAAACUGAACCAACACUGCCUGGACACGGCCUUCAACUUCUUCAAGAUGGUGGUGAGUAAGCACCUGACUCGAGGAAGGAAGACGGAGCACGUGAUCGCCGCCUGCCUCUACCUGGUGUGUCGCACUGAGGGGACGCCACACAUGCUGCUGGACCUGAGUGACCUGCUGCAGGUGAACGUUUACAUCCUUGGAAAAACGUUCCUGCUGUUGGCUCGGGAGCUCUGCAUCAACGCUCCCGCCAUCGACCCCUGCCUGUACAUCCCCCGCUUCGCCCACAUGCUGGAGUUCGGGGGCCAGACUCACGAGGUGUCCAUGACGGCUCUGCGCCUGGUGCAGAGGAUGAAGAGGGACUGGAUGCACACCGGGCGCCGGCCCUCUGGACUCUGUGGAGCAGCUCUCCUGGUAGCAGCUCGGAUGCACAAGUUUCGACGAACGGUGAAGGACGUUAUCAGUGUGGUGAAGGUGUGCCAGACAACUCUGAGGAAGAGGUUAACAGAGUUUGAGGACACGCCCACCAGUCAGCUGACCAUCGAUGAGUUCAUGAAGGUAGACCUGGAGCAGGAAUGUGAUCCGCCCUCCUUCACUGCCUCAAAGCACAAAGCCAAGAUGCAGCAGCUGGAACACGAGCUGGCCAGGAAACUAGAUGAGGUCGAAGGAGAGAUCAGCUGCUACAAAGACGAGAUUGAGAGUGAGCUGGAGAAGAGCCGCCCUAAACUGAGAGGAAUCUACGCCGCCUACGCCAAAGAAAUUGACCCGGAAGACGCCGAGUUGUUGUCCCUGACCUCUGAACCCGAGGUGCCGGAGGUCGAGGAGGCAGAGCUCAAUGCCGCCGCCCAACACCUGACACAGACCUUCCUGAACCAGGUGAUCCAUGAGGAGGACAGGCAUGGCAAGAAGGCCGAUGACAGCGAGCAGGGAGCGGGGCCGGAGAACGAGGGGGCGGGGCCUCAGCGCCUGGCCGCCCCUUUGGCCGUCAUUCUGGGUCAGCUGCCGAGCGCCGCCAGCCUCAGCCUCCAGAAGACCUUCCAGACCUUCGGUGAGGAAACAGGCGGGAAACCAGACGAUGAGCAGUCUGAGAGUGGAGAGCUGGACCUGAAGGAUAUCGAUGAUCAGGAGAUUGAUAAGUACAUCCUGAAUGAUCGGGAGGUCGAGGUGAAGACGGAGCUGUGGAUGAAACAGAACGCAGAGUACCUGAAGGAGCAGAAAGAGAAAGAGGAGAGGAUCAGGAAGGAGAAGGAACAGGGGACGUACAAAGAGAAG